This is a messenger RNA of Saccostrea cuccullata (small rock oyster), 1548 nucleotides long. RefSeq lists its product as uncharacterized. Bases 1 to 1548 code for a protein of 515 amino acids. The transcript has 8 exons. The record is from RefSeq and is a predicted model, not a curated record. NCBI's taxonomy places the organism in Eukaryota, Metazoa, Mollusca, Bivalvia, Ostreida, Ostreidae.
AUGGCGACUUCCACACCUCGGAAGACAUGUGUCUUAUCGGACACUUGUAUCCUCUGCGGAUUUUCGUUUAUACAGAUUGAAAGAAAGGAAAAUGGUGAGGAAAAAGUUCACAAGUUUUUCGAGACGAAGCUAAGACUAAACACCGAAAGAAAAGAUAGCAUAAAACAACUAACAGGCCUGACAGACAUUGCAGAUGUCACGACAAAUGCAGGUGUGUGUAAAAAGUGUUAUCGAUCAGUUGAAUCUAUAAUGAAAACCGAAUCCAAAAAUGAGCAAAUAAAACAGAGGUUUCGCGAGGUGGCACAGAGAACAAUACAAACACUCACGUUACAGCUGCUUUCCCCUCGGAGAAAGUCCAUAACUAAACGGAUGCUUAGGAGCCCAGCCUUGCCAUCUUCAAAAAUACAGACUUUCGACGUAUCCUACCGCAAGCUCGUGCAAAUAUCACCAUUCUCAGAUUUGACAAAUAGAACAGAUUUGCAUAAAACAGAGCUGCCUCUUACAUAUCAACCACCUAGUUGUAGUUCAUUUACUGGUAUCCCUAUUGCACCAAAGGAGAAACAAGAUAUUACAUGUAGUACGUCUAGUAUGAAAAUACAAGGAUCUAAGCGAUCUCUAGAUUUUGGGAUUUCAAAUAAAGAACUCGAUGACAUUCAUACAACAUCAUUAGAUGGGUCAAUUGAGCUCAGCAUAUACUAUCCAAGUGGUCGAAAAAGUCGUUUCAUAAUUGAUGAGAAUGAGAAAAAGAUCUGCAAGAUUGUUUUUAGAGGAAAAGAAGUGGAUCGAGGACUGAAAGACUUUUUAAAGACUACUAACCCCAACAUAUUAGUUGAGGGGUCAUUAUCAGUUUUAGGUGAUGAAUGCAAAAAUCUGUGCAAGAGAAAUUCUGGUAGUGUUCUUCAAGAUAAAUCAAGCAGCAAUGUUUUAGAAUUUACAUGGGACAGUAUGAAAAUAAGAGCACCAAAUGUCUUAAAGACAGUAUCAGCGAUGGAAUCAGAUGUCCCGUUACAAGACAUUGAGAGAAUUGCUAAAUUUGGAGCAAGUGUUCAUCCAGAAACACUUAAAAGAAAGCUGAAUUCUUGGGAUGCAAUUUUAGAUGAGGAAUUACUCAAGUACAAAGAAGAAUGGAGUCGAGACAAAACAUUGUCCUUGCACUUGUUUCAGGUCAUUGGAGUCCUUGACAGAGUGAAUUGUGUGGUGGACACAGACUCACAGCUCAUUGAUAUUUCAGACCUGAAUCCUGUGAAUUUCAUACCCUCCAGUGAGGAUCAGGAUAUUCUUUUCCAUGAGCUUACUUUCCUUGUUGUAAGUUCAGUCAUUGCUAAUAUUUACCAGAUGAAUGACAGUUUUGUAUCAAUUUACCCUAAGCAUUUGCAACACAAAUACAGCAAUUACUCAGGAAUAAAAACAGAACAGUAUCCUUUGGGACUAUUUGAUUGCAAGGAAAUGGUCACUCAGGAUGUUAUCAGACUACUAAAAGAGCUAUCAAAGAAGUAUGUACCCACAGAUGAUGCAGGAGAAAUUGUGGAAGAAAUGAACCCAGUAUGA